Messenger RNA from Drosophila willistoni, 5200 nucleotides. It is a transcript of the gene polybromo, whose product is annotated as protein polybromo-1. Gene Ontology annotation, cellular component: RSC-type complex. Gene Ontology annotation, molecular function: protein binding; chromatin binding. Gene Ontology annotation, biological process: chromatin remodeling. The transcript is spliced from 3 exons. NCBI's taxonomy places the organism in Eukaryota, Metazoa, Arthropoda, Insecta, Diptera, Drosophilidae. Bases 123 to 5126 code for a protein of 1667 amino acids. The record is from RefSeq and is a predicted model, not a curated record.
ACUGCGCGCACUAGUCUUUGCGGCGAAUGUUGCGGCGAUAUAUAGGCAGAAAAUUUAUUUGUUGGCGUCGUAUUGUUUUUGCUUUGAAAAUUGUAAAAGGUCUUGUAUAAAUACAUAGAAACAUGCUGAGUCGCAAGCGACGGGCCAGCUCCAUAUCGAGUCGCCAGGACGAGGAUCCGCUCCAGUUGGACGACUCAACGCCAGAGCAAUCACCGGUUCAAGUGGCGUCGACAGCGACGUCUACACAAUCGGCGCGAAAAAAGCGCCGUCUCGACCCAACAGAGCUAUGCCAGCAGCUGUACGAUUCGAUACGAAAUAUUAAAAAAGAGGAUGGCUCCAUGCUCUGCGAUACGUUUAUACGGGCGCCAAAGCGUCGCCAAGAGCCAUCCUACUAUGACGUGGUGGUCAACCCCAUUGACUUACUGAAAGUACAGCAAAAACUUAAGACCGAUUCGUACGACGAUGUGGAUGAUCUUAUGUGUGAUUUGGAAUUACUAAUUGGAAAUGCUAAGGCUUUCUAUAAGCCCGAAUCGAGUGAGUAUCAGGAUGCACAAGCUCUGUGGCAGCAUAUACAGACGCAGCGGCAGCGCAUAUUGGAGGUGAAUGGCUUGUCAACGUCAGCAACUGCAGUCUCCAUCGAGGAAGAGCCUCGAUCCAAACGCAUCUCCAGAAAUGUGAGGCGCUUAACCACUAGCACUGAACCAGGCGGUGAUCUCGAAGAUGACUAUAAUCCUUAUGAGGAGCUCUUUGCCUCUGUAAUGACGGCUACCGAUCCAACGUCAGAUAGGCCCAUGCAUCAUAUGUUUCAAUUGCUUCCGUCCAAGAAGAUCUAUCCGGAUUAUUAUGACGUGAUUGAGCACCCAAUCGAUUUGCGUUUAAUUGCAACAAAGAUUCAAAUGAAUGCCUACUCCUCACUGAUGGAAAUGGAGCGGGAUCUGCUGCAAAUGACCAAAAAUGCUUGCCUCUUCAAUGAGCCAGGUUCCGAGAUCUAUAAGGAUGCGAAGGCUUUGAAACGGAUUUUUGUUCAGCGUCGUACUGAACUAGAGUCCGGCAAGGCGGUGAAAUUGACAAAACGCAUCAAAAGUUUGUCCAGUGCGGCAAUUGCGGCCCUUAAAGAGGAGGUCGAUAGCUCCGAUGAUGAGGAGACUAGCAAACGUGGGGAGGGCCCUAUGUGGGCUCUUUUUGAUCAUCUUUACAAUGCACCCGGCACGGCGGAACAUCCGGGCAUCACUGGUCCACCACUGGGCAACUCUUUGUGGAAGUUACCAGUGCGUCGCUUUCAUCCCGAGUACUUUGAGCUAAUCAAACGUCCCAUUUCCAUGAGUCAAAUUCAUACAAAGUUAAAGAAGGGCGACUAUGCAAACAUUAGUGAUCUCACUGGUGACUUGUAUCUUAUGCUGGAUAAUGCCAAGAAAGCAUUUGCCUCCACCCACCGAACGCACAAGGAUGCCGUAAAAAUGUUGAAGCUAAUGAAUGCUAAACUAGUUGAGGAAUCGCUCGAGGAGAAUAGCGAUAUGGAAGAAGAUGAUUUGGACGACCAGGAGACAGAGAAUGACACGACGGCCUUUGCAGCAUCUAGUGUCCAGCCAGAGAAGCGUAAGCCGGGCAGACCGCGUGUGAACUCCAUUUCCAAUGUUCCCACAGUUCAUACGCCCAGCAAUAGUUCUAAUUCCCCCAAAUCGAAUCGUAUUGCAAUCAAUGCUGCAAUUAAGAAGAAAAUUCUAUCGAUUCAGAAGAGUUUGGUCGACUAUUCGGUCGGAAAUCGUCGACCGAUUGAGAUGUUUAUGGAGAAACCACCGCGUAAAGUUUAUCCGGACUACUAUGAUGUCAUUAUAAAUCCAAUUGACAUGAACACUAUUGAGCAUAAUAUAAAAAGCGAUCGCUAUGCCACAGUGGAGGAUGUGGUGGCCGACUAUCGUCUUAUGUUCUCCAAUUGUCGGCAAUACAAUGAGGAGGGAUCCAAUAUCUAUGAAGACGCCAAUGUUCUGGAGCGGGCUCUCAAUGAAAAGCUUAAAGAGUUCCCUGGCCUGGCCGAGGUUAAGAAGCCGGUGCAGAAAUACACAAAACUGGGAAGGAAAUUGAAGACAACACUCGUGACCGACCGUUUGUGGCAAUUCUAUGAGUCCGUUCGAGAGUAUCAGGAGCCCAAAGGAAAGCGUCAAUUGUCGCUUAUUUUUACCAAACUACCAUCAAAAAGUGAAUAUCCUGAUUACUAUGAUAUUAUCAAAGAACCCAUGGAUAUGGAAAGAAUUGCCCAGAAGUUAAAGCAAUCACUUUACGAUACUAUUGAUGAGCUGGCCGCUGAUUUCCUACUAAUGCUGGAGAAUGCUUGUAAAUACAAUGAACCUGAUUCUCAGAUCUACAAGGAUGCGUUGGUUUUGCAGCAAUUGACGUUGCAAUUGAAGCAGCAGUUGCGUCCAGAACGUGAUUCAUUGCCUGACGUGCCGCUAGCAGUGCAGGAAUUGUUCCUAUCGCUAUUUACCACGCUCUACAAUCAUCAGGACGAGGAGGGUCGUUGCUACUCCGAUUCUCUGGCCGAAUUGCCCGAGUACGAUGAGUUGGGCGAAGGUGACAAAGUCCGUGGCAUUUCGCUGGACUUAGUAAAGCGGCGACUUGACAAAGGAGCUUAUAAACGUUUAGAUAUAUAUCAGGAAGAUAUAUUUGCCUGCAUGGAGCGCGCACGUAAAUUAUCCCGCACGGACUCUGAUAUCUUUCAGGAUUCAAUUGAACUGCAGACAUAUUUUAUACGUAAACGAGAUGAACUGUGCAAGGAUACUUUAAGUUCGCCCGCGCUAAGUUUUACUGUGGAACGACUUUUGGCCAAUGUGGAAGUGAUGCGUCAGCAGAAGGCUCAGCAAGAGGAACAAGAUCUGGAGCAGGAUAAGGAAAAGGAUGAAUUCAAUGGGGCCAAUAAAGGCGAAAGUAUGACCAUCAAUCAGCAAGUCUAUUCACCCGGUGACUUUGUCUAUAUACAAAUGCCGGAGAAUAAGAUUCCAGCGAUAGCCUGCAUCGAAAGGCUCUGGACUUCGCCAACCAAUGAGAAACUGAUGCAGGCCUCGAUCUUUGUGCGUCCCCAUGAAACGUAUCAUGUGACCACUCGCAAAUUCCUCGAAAAAGAAGUGUUUAAAAGCAGCAUCUCGCAGACCAUUUCCAUGGAUAAAGUUCUGGGCAUGUGUUAUGUGAUGCACAUUAAGGACUACAUUAAAAUGCGUCCCGAGAGGUUGCCGGAAAAGGAUGUGUUUGUCUGCGAAUCGCGUUACAAUCUACAGGGUCGGUGCUUUAAGAAACUAAAGAACUGGCCACAUGCCCGCGAGAGUGCUUUAAUAAAAUUUGUUCCCCGUGAACAGCCGUUGGAGCUAAAACGGGUAAUGUCCGUAUUCAAGGAACGUAUCGAGAAGCACAAAGGUGAACUAGAGGAGCUAAAACUGCAGGAGUCUCUGGUGGAAAAGGAGAAGCCGAACGUACCAUGCGAUCCACCACCGAAUGCUGAGGACAACAGUGUCUACUAUCAGCAGUACAACACGAUUUGCAGCGGAGCCAUAAAAACGGGUGACUUCGUUUAUGUGGCCACCCAGACGGGCAAGCAAUCGGUGGCUCAAGUGCAACAAAUUUGGGAACAAAAUGGCAAAUCUUACUUCAGAGGUCCAUGGCUAUUGCCACCCAGUGAGACGGCACCCACAUUGGGCAAGCAAUUCUUUCGCCAAGAACUCUUGCUCAGCACCGUGGAGGAGAUUAGUCCCGUUGUGGGUAUUGUAGGACGUUGCGCCGUCUUGGAGUAUGCCGAAUUUAUUAGCUCACGGCCCACCGAAAUUCCCGAAAGUGAUGUCUAUAUCUGUGAGUCGGUCUACGAUGAGCUGAAGAAGGCACUCCGCAAAUUGGUGGCCGGCAAUAUGCGCAAGUUCCAACACAGCGCUGCCGUCACCGAAGAUGAGAUAUUCUACUUCAAGAGUCCGAUCAAACCAGCCAAAGAUGUAAAGAGUGAGAUUAAUGAGCUUGGCAUGCUAGAAGACUCAAUGGAUGGGGACACGCCAUCCCUGAGUUCCGAUACUGUGGCAAUAUCAUCCCCAGCUCCAUCGGUCAACUCGACACCGCUUACCUCCAAAGUGAAGCCGGCAAAAUCUGCCAAAAAGUGCCUCACCGGCUACAUACUCUACUCCAGCGAGGUGCGUAAGAGCAUUUGCCAGAGUAAUCCUGAUGCCUCGUUUGGCGACAUCUCCCGCAUGGUGGGUAACGAAUGGAAGAAUCUCCCCUCCAGCGUCAAACAGAGCUGGGAGGACAGAGCCAACAAGCAAAAUGAAGAGACUGCUGCUCUGCGGCGUAGUGAGAUGGAUGAAAUGCACAACAGCGGUAGUCCCUUGCCCCAGACUGCUGCAUCUCAGGAGUCAAUUGGCCCGCCGAUGGUAUAUGAAUGCAUGUGGGACAAAUGCGAUUUUCAGUUUGAAGAGUUGUCCGACUGUACGGAACACUGCAUGGCCGAUGGCACCGGUCACAUACAACGCCAUCCACAGGCCGGCGUCGAAACCGAAUAUGUCUGCCUGUGGCGCAAUUGUCCGAGGACUAAAAAAACAUCUCAGGCAUUUCCCAACGGCCUCCGUCUCGUUAAGCAUGUGCGGGAGGUACAUUUGAGCAGAUGCGGCAAGCCACUGGGCAGUGUCGAGCGUGGCAAGAACUUUAUCCAGCGCAAACAGAAGCUAAUGCCCCAAUUAGCCACAAAUGUGUCUAUGCAGCAAGGCAAUGCCCACUCACCACGGGACCCCAUCCAGAAUGUGCCGAAUGUCGUGCAACAUCAACCGCUCCAGCAUCAGACAAUAGUGUUGGGUCCACCACCAGAGCCGAUGUUUGUGACUGUGCCACCGCGUAACAAUCGUGUCAUACACUCGGAGGCGUAUAUCAAGUAUAUCGAGGGCUUGCAAACGGGCAGCCAUCUCAACGUGCAGGCCAGCAAUACCAAUUGGCGUCGAUCACUGGCACAUGUGACGCCCAGUCAGGUUAAUGGCAAACUGCAGUUGCCGGAACACUGGCUCGGCCCAAAUGUACGCGAUCAGGCGAAUGUGGUGCAGGCUCUCUGCCAUCUAAGAAACUUUAUGCUCGAUGAUGUCCUGCUAAUCCGUCGAAGUUGCAAUUAGUGUGUCUCUAAUCCUCAUCAAAUCCAAAGCGUUUCUAAUUCAAUGUUAACUAAAUAAACAAACAAGAAAAACAA